Molecule: messenger RNA, 3840 nt
Organism: Mandrillus leucophaeus (drill)
Lineage: Eukaryota; Metazoa; Chordata; Mammalia; Primates; Cercopithecidae
Gene: DMD
Product: dystrophin
Exons: 18
Coding region: 127-1980 (617 amino acids)
Biological process (GO): synaptic signaling
Cellular component (GO): plasma membrane
Molecular function (GO): zinc ion binding
Source: RefSeq, a predicted model, not a curated record
AGUGCUUUCAGCUGUGAGCUUGGGCGGCGGCGGCGGCGGCGGCGCUCCACUUUCGGGGAGCCCGGCGGCUCUGGGAAGCUCACUCCUCCACUCGUACCCACCCUCGACCGCGGAGCCCUUGCAGCCAUGAGGGAACAGCUCAAAGGCCACGAGACUCAAACAACUUGCUGGGACCAUCCCAAAAUGACAGAGCUCUACCAGUCUUUAGCUGACCUGAAUAAUGUCAGAUUCUCAGCUUAUAGGACUGCCAUGAAACUCCGAAGACUGCAGAAGGCUCUUUGCUUGGAUCUCUUGAGCCUGUCAGCUGCAUGUGAUGCCUUGGACCAGCACAACCUCAAGCAAAAUGACCAGCCCAUGGAUAUCCUGCAGAUUAUUAAUUGUUUGACCACUAUUUAUGACCGUCUGGAGCAAGAGCACAACAAUUUGGUCAACGUCCCUCUCUGCGUGGAUAUGUGUCUGAACUGGCUGCUGAAUGUUUAUGAUACGGGACGAACAGGGAGGAUCCGUGUCCUGUCUUUUAAAACUGGCAUCAUUUCCCUGUGUAAAGCACAUUUGGAAGACAAGUACAGAUACCUUUUCAAGCAAGUGUCAAGUUCAACAGGAUUUUGUGACCAGCGCAGGCUGGGUCUCCUGCUGCAUGAUUCUAUCCAAAUUCCAAGACAAUUGGGUGAAGUUGCAUCCUUUGGGGGCAGUAACAUUGAGCCAAGUGUCCGGAGCUGCUUCCAAUUUGCUAAUAAUAAGCCAGAGAUUGAAGCGGCCCUCUUCCUAGACUGGAUGAGACUGGAACCCCAGUCCAUGGUGUGGCUGCCCGUCCUGCACAGAGUGGCUGCUGCAGAAACUGCCAAGCAUCAGGCCAAAUGUAACAUCUGCAAGGAGUGUCCAAUCAUUGGAUUCAGGUACAGGAGUCUAAAGCACUUUAAUUAUGACAUCUGCCAAAGCUGCUUUUUUUCUGGUCGAGUUGCAAAAGGCCAUAAAAUGCACUAUCCCAUGGUGGAAUAUUGUACUCCGACUACAUCAGGAGAAGAUGUUCGAGACUUUGCCAAGGUACUAAAAAACAAAUUUCGAACCAAAAGGUAUUUUGCGAAGCAUCCCCGAAUGGGCUACCUGCCAGUGCAGACUGUCUUAGAGGGGGACAACAUGGAAACUCCCGUUACUCUGAUCAACUUCUGGCCGGUAGAUUCUGCGCCUGCCUCGUCCCCUCAGCUUUCACAUGAUGAUACUCAUUCACGCAUUGAACAUUAUGCUAGCAGGCUAGCAGAAAUGGAAAACAGCAAUGGAUCUUAUCUAAAUGAUAGCAUCUCUCCUAAUGAGAGCAUAGAUGAUGAACAUUUGUUAAUCCAGCAUUACUGCCAAAGUUUGAACCAGGACUCCCCCCUGAGCCAGCCUCGUAGUCCUGCCCAGAUCUUGAUUUCCUUAGAGAGUGAGGAAAGAGGGGAGCUAGAGAGAAUCCUAGCAGAUCUUGAGGAAGAAAACAGGAAUCUGCAAGCAGAAUAUGACCGUCUAAAGCAGCAGCACGAACAUAAAGGCCUGUCCCCACUGCCGUCCCCUCCUGAAAUGAUGCCCACCUCUCCCCAGAGUCCCCGGGAUGCUGAGCUCAUUGCUGAGGCCAAGCUACUCCGUCAACACAAAGGCCGCCUGGAAGCCAGGAUGCAAAUCCUGGAAGACCACAAUAAACAGCUGGAGUCACAGUUACAUAGGCUAAGGCAGCUGCUGGAGCAACCCCAGGCAGAGGCGAAAGUGAAUGGCACAACGGUGUCCUCUCCUUCUACCUCUCUCCAGAGGUCCGACAGCAGUCAGCCUAUGCUGCUCCGAGUGGUUGGCAGUCAAACUUCGGACUCCAUGGGUGAGGAAGAUGUUCUCAGUCCCCCCCAGGACACAAGCACAGGGUUGGAGGAGGUGAUGGAGCAACUCAACAACUCCUUCCCUAGUUCAAGAGGAAGAAAUACCCCUGGAAAGCCAAUGAGAGAGGACACAAUGUAGGAAGUCUUUUCCACAUGGCAGAUGAUUUGGGCAGAGCGAUGGAGUCCUUAGUAUCAGUCAUGACAGAUGAAGAAGGAGCAGAAUAAAUGUUUUACAACUCCUGAUUCCCGCAUGGUUUUUAUAAUAUUCAUACAACAAAGAGGAUUAGACAGUAAGAGUUUACAAGAAAUAAAUCUAUAUUUUUGUGAAGGGUAGUGGUACUAUACUGUAGAUUUCAGUAGUUUCUAAGUCUGUUAUUGUUUUGUUAACAAUGGCAGGUUUUACACGUCUAUGCAAUUGUACAAAAAAGUUAUAAGAAAACUACAUGUAAAAUCUUGAUAGCUAAAUAACUUGCCAUUUCUUUAUAUGGAACGCAUUUUGGGUUGUUUAAAAAUUUAUAACAGUUAUAAAGAAAGAUUGUAAACUAAAGUGUGCUUUAUAAAAAAAAGUUGUUUAUAAAAACCCCUAAAAACAAACACACACACAUACAUACACAUACACAUACACACAUACAUACACAUACACACACACACACACACACAACUUUGAGGCAGCGCAUUGUUUUGCAUCCUUUGGUGUGAUAUCCAUAUGAAAUUCAUGGCUUUGUCUUUGUUUGCAUAUUAAAGAUAGAUAGGACUUCCUCUAACACCACCAAAUGACUACUUCACACUGCUCAUUUGAGAAUUGUCAACUGAGUGGGGCGGGCUGUGAGUUUUCAUUUUAUAUAUCUAUAUGUCUAUAAGUAUAUAAAUACUAUAGUUAUAUAGAUAGAUAGAUAUGAAUUUCUAUAGACUUUUUCCAUUUUUUAAGUGUUCGUGUCACUUCUUCCUAAUAGAAAGAAAUUACUUCUAGUCAUCCAGGCUUACCUGCUUGGUCUAGAAUGGAUUUUUCCCUGGAGCCGGAAGCCAGGAGGAAACUACCAGACUAAAACAUUGUCUACACCUCCAGAUGUUCCUCAUUUUAAACUUUCCACUGACAACUAGAGUAUUGAAUUUUUUUAAAGGGAACAUAUGAAUGAAUACACAGGACUUAUUAUAUCAGAGUAAUCGGUUGGUUGAUUGAUUGAUUGAUUGAUUGAUUGAUAUAUUCGGCUUCCUGCUGCUGGCAAUGCCACGAUUUAGAUUUAAUGAUGCUUCAGUGGAAAUCAGAAGGUAUUCUGACCAUCCAAAGGUAUUUUUCACUCCCAAGCAGUAGCAGGAUGAUGACAGGGCUGGAGGGCUAUGGAUUCCCAGCCCAUCCCUGUGAAGGCAUAGGCCACUCUUUCUUUAACUGAAGGACUGGAUGACUGUUCAUAAUACAUAAAGUUCUCUGUAAUUAAUUAAUUACAACUAAAUUAUUAUGCCCUCUUCUCACAGUCAAAAGGAAGUGGGUGGUUUUGUUUUUGUUGCUGUUUUUUUAGCUCUAUUUUCCCAUGCCGGAUGAGUUUUUAAAUGCCACAAGACAAUUUAAAAUAAACUUUGGGAAAAGGUGUAAGACAGCAGCCCCAUUACAUUUGUGAUACUGACAAGUAUCAACCCAGAAGCCCAUGAACUGUGUUUCCCUCCUUUGCAUUUCUCUGCGAGUAAUUCCACACGGGUUUGUAAGUAAGAGGCAAACUGAUUCAAAUGUUACGAAAGUAAAAGCUACUCCAAACCCUUCUUGGGGGGUUAGACAGACAGGUUAAAUAUAUAAACAAACAAACAAACAAACACUGCUCAAAAAUUGGAGAAAAGCUCAAGAGGAAAAGCUAAGGACUGGUAGGAAAAAGCUUUACUCUUUCAUGCCAUUUUAUUCCUCUUUGAUUUUUAAAUCAUUCAUUCAAUAGACAUCACCGUGUGACCUAUAAUUUUGCAAAUCUGUUACCUCUGACAUCAAGUGUAAUUAGCUUUUGGAGAGUGGGUU